CGGGCUCACGCUUGCGCAGUACAGCGGCCUGUAGGACGCAUGUGCAAAUCCAAGAGGACGCUUUCGGGAUGAACCCAUUAACCAAAGUGAAGCUGAUCAACAAACUGAAUGAGCGUGAAGCAGAGCUGGGAGUGCAGGAUAAGGUCUCCUGGCACGCAGAGUAUAGCGACAGCGCCUGGGUGUUUGUGGGGGGAUUGCCAUAUGAACUGACUGAAGGGGACAUUAUCUGUGUAUUUUCACAGUAUGGAGAAAUUGUGAACAUCAACCUGGUACGUGAUAAAAAGACGGGGAAAUCCAAAGGUUUCUGCUUCAUUUGCUACGAGGAUCAGCGAAGCACUAUUCUUGCAGUUGAUAACCUUAAUGGGAUAAAGAUAAAAGGAAGGACAAUCCGGGUGGACCACGUGGCCAACUACCGCCCACCCAAAGAUUAUGAGGAUACGGAUGAGAUUACAAAGGCUCUCCGUGAGAAAGGAUGCGGUAUUAAAACCCCUCCCCCAAGUUCAGCUGAACCCUCAGAAGAUGAUGAAGUGGAAGUAAAAAAGCACAAGAAAGAAAAAAAGAAAAAGAAGAAGAAGAAAGAAAAGCGAGAGCAUCGGAAACACUUGAAAGAGGAACCUGCUACAGAUGUGUUUCCCCCCAAAUCCAAGAUAAAAGUGGAAAAAGAGGACCCGGAUUAUGAACGCUAUGCUAGGACAAACCAGGAAACUCGGGGCAGCACAUCUGGGUUCCGCCCCCAGAGUAGGAUGCCACAAGGAGAAGAGCUCAAAUACGAUAGCGGGGCAGAGCGAUCUCGAGAAAGAGGCUCGGAAAGGGACAGAUACGAGCGCAGAACGCCCCUCGGUGAGGAGAAGCACAAGAAAACAGAGACCAUCAAAGAUAGACACUGCUCAUCGGGAAGCCGAUCACGUGAUCGCUCAGAAAAUAGAGACAGGCCUCCCUGGGAGAAAUCAUCAAAUCGUUAUUAACUCAAACUGCUCUGGUUCUCUCCUUGCACACGCGAGAAAGGGCUUGCUCUAGGCUUUGUGGUCAGAACAUUGGCUCUGUGAAAUAGGCAGGGGGGGACAGCGCAACGUUAAAAUUUGAAAAUGCAGGAGGAAACUCUGGUGUGCUCUUUGGAGCAGUGGUGCCUCCCGGUUGCAGUAAAGGCCUGAAUUCCAGAUGCAAAGCAGCAGUACAUUCCCCCACUUCAGCAUCUAGGCUUUAAUAAAUCCACUUUUGAACUGUUACCGUGUCUUCAGCUUCCCAUUUCUGCUGCUUGGACUUUUGCAUUAAUCCUCAUUUAAGUUGCAGUACAGCAACUGAAGAAAAGGUGCCGGAGAAGGUCUGUGCUCUGGCAGUUUGAGUCCUACUACCCAUGGGAUGGGGUGAGCCCUCCGUCCCUUGCCUCUCCUGCUGCCAACCUAGCAGAUCAAACGCCAUGUAAAUGCAAGUAGGUAAAUGGGUACAACUUCCGUGGGAAGGCCACAGCGUUCUGUGUUUUGCCCUGUGUUUUGCCCUGCAGCAGGAUGCCAUGCCGGCCACGUGACUGCAGAAACGUCGUUGGGCAACACAGACUCCUGACUUGAAGAGCAAGAUGUGAGCACCGCCUUCCAAAGUCUGCUACGACUAGUGAAGUAAAACCCACAGUUACAUCUUUACCUUUGCUUUGUUGCAAUAUAACUGUUUGGCAAGGGUUGAGCAGUCUUUUCAAGACAUGGGCUAAAUUCUCUUAGCUAAGCGAUCAGAAUAUCCACACCUGAGCUUGACUGGAGCAAAGCAGAAACAUUGGUUCAUCUCCUUCUCCAGUGGUGGGAUUCAGCCAGUUCAUAUCAGUUCACGCAAGCUGGUUGUUAAAUUACGCCCACAUCCCGCUAUCCAAGUGCAUGCUGGGCGCUGUGCUGCAAUGGAGAAACAAGCAAUGGAGCAGCUGACGCAAAGGAAUAAGACCGCUUUCCCUCUUUCGUCUCCCGGUUCCUCCAUCCCUCGGGUCGACCGCUCUGCGUGGAGAUGUUUCUCCUUUCUCAAUGGAGAAUGCAAAUAUCAACAAAAUAAUCCUUCCUUAAUUAGUGUGAGCCUGAGUAAUGCAACUCAGCACAAUUAUCAUUAACCUGAUCCUUCCUUAACAAAGAUGAGACAACAUCUGGCACGUAGGCAUAUUCCAUCACUCGCAACAACAUCUGGUUGUCUAUUAGCUUACUCAAACAUAGCUUGGAUUUUUGUCUAGCUAAUCCAAUCAGCAUAAGUAAACUUUGAUCAAUUAGCUUCUGCCAGUUUCUGUCACGUAAAAUGUUUUUAUGACAAUAAAAGGAGAGCUCUCACAAGCUGUUGAGAGUGCCUUCACAACCUUC
Thamnophis elegans (Western terrestrial garter snake) is the source of this 2327-nucleotide messenger RNA. RefSeq names its product RNA binding motif protein X-linked 2 (gene RBMX2). The transcript has 6 exons. Gene Ontology annotation, cellular component: precatalytic spliceosome; catalytic step 2 spliceosome; U2 snRNP. The record is from RefSeq and is a predicted model, not a curated record. Gene Ontology annotation, molecular function: RNA binding. The coding region runs from base 69 to 965 and encodes 298 amino acids. Gene Ontology annotation, biological process: mRNA splicing, via spliceosome. Lineage: Eukaryota; Metazoa; Chordata; Lepidosauria; Squamata; Natricidae.